Molecule: messenger RNA, 2598 nt
Organism: Linum trigynum
Lineage: Eukaryota; Viridiplantae; Streptophyta; Magnoliopsida; Malpighiales; Linaceae
Source: the annotation of a GenBank genome assembly
AUGGCAGGCGACCAAGACAUGAGUGGCUGGAGCGAUUUGCUUCAUUCAUCCACCAGACUUCUCGAGCAGGCCGCUCCUUCUGCCCAGUUCCCUCCUCUUCAGAGGAAUUUGGAUCAGUUGGAAGCUUUAUCCAAGAAGCUCAAAGCUAAAACUGUUCGAACCGAGGCCCCUUCCCAGUCAAUUGCUGCUACAAGGCUACUUGCACGGGAAGGAAUAAACGCCGAGCAACUCGCCCGUGAUUUGAAAUCUUUUGAGCUGAAGACAUCCUUUGAGGAUGUGUUCCCUACUGAAGCUACAAGUGUUGAGGAGUAUUUGCAGCAGGUUCAUGAAAUGGCCAUGGUUUCCUCCAUCCAAGAAGCUCAGAAGGACAAUGUGAGGAGCUUCAAUGAUUAUAUGAUGAAGGUUCUGGAGGAUGAUUGGCAAAAAGAAAAACGUGAUUUGCUUCAUAGCUUGAGUCGGCUUUCAACACUACCGAGGACUGAUGUAGUUGAUAUAAACACACAUAGUACUCAUCCAGGGAAAACGUUAGCUCUCGUUUCAAGGAGCCCAUUGACGUCUUCUGGUUCCGCUACAAUGAACAUUGUACCAUUUGCUAACAAACCGAUCGCGGAGAGAAAAGCAUUGGCAUAUUCUGAAGUUGUGAAGAAUCUGAACAGUGCCAGAGAACGUGGAUUGCCAUUUAAACCGGCAGCUUCUUUCAAGGAUUCUUAUGAAAGUAUAAGUUUAGAAGGAUCUGGUUGCAAAUCAGUUAACAUGCAGAAGAUAUGGCACCUGAUUCAGUCUUUAACAGGUGAGAAUUCCACCAUCCAACGGAAUUUCUCAAAAACAAUAUCGCUAGUUAUAGGUGCGAGGCGUCAUCUGGAAUGGGGACAUGAAAAAUAUAUGAUGGAUAUUAUUCAUAGUCAUCCAGCACAGGCUUCUCUUGGUGGAGUUGUUGGAAACAUGCAGAAAGUUCGUGGAUUUCUUCGGAUUCGUUUGAGGGAUUAUGGAAUUCUAGAUUUUGAUUCAGAUGAUAGCCGUAGGCAGCCUCCAGUGGAUACCACUUGGCAGCAGAUCUAUUAUUGUUUGAGGACCGGAUAUUAUGACGAAGCCAGAAAUGUUGCUCUAUCUUCGCGUUCAUCUCACCAAUUUGCACCUCUGCUUACAGAGUGGAUUAACACUGGAGGCAUGGUGCCUGCAAGCACUGCAGCCACUGCUUCAGAAGAAUGUGAAAAGAUGUUAAGAUUGGGUGACCGGGCAGGUCGAGCUGCAUAUGAUAAGAAGAAACUGCUGCUCUAUGCUAUGGUCUCUGGUUCUCGCAGGCACAUUGACCGUCUGCUGAGAGAUCUACCCAUUCUUUUUGGUACUAUUGAGGAUUUCUUGUGGUUCACAUUAUCAGCUGUACGUGAUGUCCCUGCUGGGACUUCAUCGAUACUCUUGCAUGAAGGCUCGAUGCCAUAUACUUUGGAAGAUUUGCAGGCUUAUCUGAACAAAUAUGAGCCAUCUUAUUAUACCAAGAAUGGGAAGGAUUUGCUAGUGUUCCCUUACGUGCUGCUGUUAACCAUCCAAUUGCUACCAGCUGUAUUAUACCUGUAUAAGGAGGCUGCAGGUGAAGGAUAUGAUAUUGAUGCUGUUCACUUAUCAGUUGUGCUGGCAGACCAUGGACUUCUUUCUUCUGAGGGUACUAGUACUGGAAGAAAACUAGGAGUGAUGGAUGCUGAUGCAGAGGCAGCUAGCAUAAUCAGACAGCAUGGAUCUGCAUAUUUGCGUAAUGGGAACCUUACAUUGGCAUUGGAAUAUUAUGCACAAGCUGCUGCUGCAGUGGGUGGUGGAGCUCUUUCGUGGACUGGUGGAGGUAAUGUGGAUCAGCAAAGGCAGAGAAACUUGAUGUUGAAGCAGCUACUCACUGAGCUACUACUACGAGAUGGUGGAAUUAUUUUCUUACUUGGUCCAAGGGGUGCUGGAGAGGAAGGUGAAUUAGGACGAUUUUUAAGCGAUAAUAGAUCGAGGCAGCAAUUUCUUCUUGAAGCUGCUUGCCAAUGCCUGGAAGCUGGCCUGCAGGAUCAAUCAAUAGAAAUUCACAAGAGAGUUGGAGCUUUUGGCAUGGCCUUAGACACAAUCAAUAAGUGUCUUUCUGAGGCAAUUUGUGCCCUGGCUCGUGGUAGAUUGGAUGGAGAUAGCAGGACAUGUGGUCUCAUUCAUUGUGGAAAUGAAAUUUUAGAAGCUUACAAGUAUUAUCCUGAAAUCAGCCCUAAAGAGAGAGAGCAUGUCAUGGAACAAGAAACGGUGUUGAGACAGCUUGAGGCAAUCUUGUCUGUUCACCAGUCGGCGAGACUCGGAAAUUACCUGGAAGCUUUGAGAGGGAUUGCUGCACUUCCGUUUCUUCCUUUAGAUCCUCGGGCACCAGAUGUGAAUAUCAGGGAGUUCCAGAAUUUAUCUCCCCAUGUAAAAAACUGCAUUCCUGACGUUUUGAAGGUGGCUCUAACAUGUCUCGACAAUUUGACGGAUACUGAUGGAUCACUUCGUGCCAUGAGGGCUAAGAUUGCACAGUUCCUUGCGAACAACACGAAUACGAACUGGCCUCGUGAGCUGUACGAGAAAGUUGCAAUGAGCUUGUGA